Messenger RNA from Branchiostoma belcheri (Belcher's lancelet), 5175 nucleotides. Its product is annotated as HHIP-like protein 1. Gene Ontology annotation, molecular function: protein binding. NCBI's taxonomy places the organism in Eukaryota, Metazoa, Chordata, Leptocardii, Amphioxiformes, Branchiostomatidae. Bases 695 to 4177 code for a protein of 1160 amino acids. The record is from RefSeq and is a predicted model, not a curated record. The transcript is spliced from 10 exons.
UGCGUUACCUACUCCUUAUCAACAUUUCAAACAGCCGGGGAAUCUCAUGUGUCGAACUCGGAACCAUGGAACGAUCUCUCAUUGGUUUAUAUACAGGUUCAAAGGUCAAGAGUCUGUCACACUUAUUUCCAACGCGGCAUAGCCGUGCGUACUGGUGGUGUUGACAAAUACUCGGACCGUGAAGCCUUUGGGAUCUUUGAUAACCGUGCCUGUUACGAAAACUCGCGCCCUGGAAGUUAAUAAAUACCGUCACGUCACAGACCGGGUGGUACCAGGUCACCGAGCCGAGUUUGUGUGAGUCGAGCCUUUCGGCGUUCGAGUGCGGGUUUGUGGCGUGUAGUGCUCACAUCAGCGCUGGGGUCUGGUGUAAAUCCCUGCUGGUCCUCGGCAAGUUUAGAUCGGAUCGGAUCUGCGCGGACCAAAGAGGUUUCUUUGGUUGCAACAAGCUCCAUCUAGUUUCUCUUGAUCAGGCUGAGUCAUGUAUGUUAAUGUUUAUGCGUGAGUACGUCUACGGCAGUCCCGUGUUGCCGAACUGGUCCCAGAUGCGAUGAAGCAGCUGCCGCGGCCGUUGUGCAUGUGGCGCCGAUCUGUCUCAAGCAAGCUGGGGAUCUGAAGCAAGACGGUGAACCUCACCUUACCCGGACUACAGUCGACAACUUACGCAACACAAGGAAAACAUAUCACGGGCUAGAUCAUGACCCUGUGGCAGAUUUUACCGGGCUCCCCUACUGGGGUGCUGGCGGUUGUUUGUGCGCUGCUGGUGACCGUGCGGGCUCACCCGCAGUGCUUGGACUUCAUGCCGCCGUUCGAGCCCGCCGAGCCGCUGACGUUCUGCCGGGAGUACGGCGAAUUUGGGUGCUGCACCCGCCGACAGGAUUAUGAACUGCAGCGACAGUUUGAUGACAUCCUGAGACGGAUGCCGUACCAUCUGCAGACAUCCUGUCAUCAUCACCUCAUGAACAUUCUCUGCCAGGAGUGCUCACCUUAUGCCUCUCAUCUGUACGAUCUGGAAACCACUCAGGUAAAAAAGCCACUUCCGGGGAUGUGUCCCCAGUACUGUCCUACUGUGUUCAACAGCUGCAAAGAUAUCAUCCCUUUUAUAACGGGUGACCCGACCGUACAACACGCCAUUUCCCUGUCAAAUUACACCCAGUUCUGCGAGGUGACCUCCAUCACAGACAUGGACUACUGCUACCCCAACCUCCUCGCCAAUGAGCAGCUGUCAGGGAACAUUCAGCAGGCCGUGGAAGGCACUGGUGGGGAGGGAUGUUUGUGCUUCCAAGAGUUUGCAAACGGCUUAAAAAACCCCACAGUCCUGGUACAUGCAGGUGACGGUACUCAUCGUGUUUUCAUCGGGGAGCAGCUGGGAAAAGUGUACGUGUAUCUCCCCGAUGGUAGCAGAGUGGACACGCCAUUUCUCGACCUGACUAGCACUGUUCUGACGUCGAGUAGACGUGGUGAUGAGAGAGGUUUUCUUGGGAUGGCGUUUCAUCCGGACUUCAAGGAGAACAAGAGACUCUUUGUUUACUACUCAGUCGGGACACCAAAGAAUCAGAAGAUUCGCAUCAGUGAGUUCAAAGUAGCAUCCCAGGACGUCAACCAAGUGGACCAGGACUCGGAGAAGGUUAUUCUUGAGUUGGACGAACCAGCAGCCAAUCAUAAUGGAGGCCAGUUGCUCUUUGGGGUGGACGGAUUUAUGUACGCUUUUAUUGGAGAUGGAGGGAAAGGAGGUGACCCCUUCGGUGAAAAAGGAAAUGCACUAAAUAUGACAACUCUACUCGGAAAAAUUAUUCGCAUUGAUGUCAACCAUCCAGACGAAAGCGUGCCUUAUGGCGUGCCAUGGGAUAAUCCGUUUGUUGGCCAACGCAACGUCAAACCGGAAAUCUACGCUUACGGCACUCGCAACAUGUGGAGGUGUGCCGUGGACCGAGGGGACCCGGAAAGCGGAGAGGGCCGAGGGCGCAUUUUCUGUGGAGAUGUCGGACAGGGCAAAUGGGAAGAAAUCGACAUUAUUGAGAAGGGAGGGAACUAUGGAUGGCGUGCGUUCGAGGGCUUUGAAUGCUUUGACAAGGAGCUCUGCGAAACUGAAGAGUUGGCCAACCAUAUCCCACCCAUACAUGUGUAUGGCCAUGAUGUAGGGAAGUCUGUGACAGGAGGAUAUGUGUACAGGGGCUGCCUGUAUCCUAAUCUGAAUGGACAAUACAUCUAUGGAGACUUCUGGAAUGGGAAAUUGUUCUCGCUGACAGAAGACAAAGAGCGAGGAGUGUGGAACAACAGAGAGAUCUGCGCUGGCAGCGCUGCUAUCUGUAACAACGAACUCCAGGGGUCGUAUGUUCCAGACAUCCUGUCUUUUGGAGAGGAUGAAGCAGGUGAAAUGUACAUGCUGUCUACUGACUAUGCCAGCACCAGCCAUACUGGUGGGAUAGUGUACAGGAUUGUGGACCCUGCUAGGCGAGGAGACCCAGAGCAGUGCAGCAGACAAAUAUCACCUGUCACUGUUCAUGGGUCCACAACACCUUUUGUACACUCAUCUGAAAGGGUCACCUGCCGGACCUGUCGUAGGGCCAAGGCUAACUCCAACACCUACUGCAAUGCUGAUUUCGUGUUGAGGGGGAGUGUGAUGGAACGCAGGACAGUUAAAAAUGGCUUCCUCACUGAGGUUUAUGUGCAGAUCUCUGUGCACAAGAUAUGGAAACAGUCCAGUGCCAUACCUAAGAUCAAGUCCAGUCUUAGGCUGUGGCUGUCCCAAAGAACUGCCCAGUGUGACUGCCCCAAGGUUCAAGUAGGCAGUACUUACUUCAUCAUGGGGAUAUAUGACAUCUGGUCCAAGCGACUGAAGAUCCACACAACAACAGUUGUACGGCUUUGGCACUAUAACUGGAGCAAGAGGGUCCUCAACUACAAGAUGUUGUGUGACUUCCGCUCUCGCCCGACCAUUAAGCCAGGGAAACCACAGAAACAGCCGCAGCCUCUUCAACAGGCACCUGCUGCAUCUGCGUUGCAGCAAGCAGCAGUGUUUCAGUCCAAUGUAGCCGAGAUGGCACCAAUUCCACCAGAUGCCGAAAUGGCAUCACAACCCAGUCAACCUGCACCGCCUCCGUGGAAGCCAGACCAACCUCUUCCAUCAAACCUCAACCCUGCAGGUUACUUCCCAAGUCACAUCCCCUCCCAGGACCCCUUUGCCUUACAGCCUCACCAGACUGUAGAGCAAUGGCAGGUGCAGCACCCUGUCAACCCGCCAGCUGCAGCUGUACCCUCUCCUCGGCACGUUGCAGAGCCUGCCCCAGUGUGGCCGAGCCAUCCCGCCCUGCCACCUAGCCAUCAGACACCACCCAGUCAUCACUACCAACAGCCAAAUCCACUGCAGCAGUUUCCACCUCAACCAUACCACCAGCCCUCUGUAGCUGACACACACCAGCCACAACAUCAGUAUCCACCUUAUGCCAUUCCUAGUAACCCCCAGUCAUCAGUGUCUGGUCCAUAUCUUCCACAGCCAGCCCAGUACCCACCUUUUGAUGCACCAAGCAAUCAAAACCCACAUGCAGGUAAUCCGUAUGGUCCCCAACUACCCCACUAUCCACCUUAUGCUGUUCCUAGUGGCCAGCAACGUCCCGAUUCUGGUCUCUAUUACCCACAGCCAGCUCCAUAUGCUGUUCCCAGCCACCAACAAGCCUAUGAGUCCAGUCCAUAUGAUCAACAACAACAUCAGUAUCCACAUCUGUCUAGCCCCCAGCAACCCCCUGCAUAUGGUCCAUACAACCCACAACCACCACAGUACUCACCCUAUGCUGUCCCUAGGCACCAGCAACCAGAUACACUCAGUCAGUACCACCCACAACAGGCUCAGUACCCUCCACACACACUGCCCAGUUACCAGCAGCCACCUGUGGCUGUUUACCAACCUCAGCCUGCACCCAACUACCAGCCUUAUCAACCCAGUGUACAGUCACAGUAUCCUCAACAGCAACCCCAAGGUAACUCAGACCCACCUGACCCACCACAGUACCCUUUCCCAGGUCAUCCAUACUCACCCCCAGCCCAGCCUUACCCACCUUACCAACAACCUUACCCACCAAGCCCCCACGACUCCUAUGGGCCUGCCCCCUCUGCCAGUGUUCAAGACCCCGUCAGGAUUGUAGAUGGUAAAGUGCCUGACCAUAUAAAAUGGGACCCUUAGCAAUCAUUUCUUGGUUACCAACUUUGUGAGGAGCAAUCAGCAGAACUACUAGUAUAUAAUGCCCAUGGUAUAUUCUCUGCUGUUAUUUCUUAUUCUUUUGUUAUUCCAGAGAAAAUGUAUGGUAGGAUGUCAGAUUCAGUUAUGUUUUAUUUUGGACAUCUGUAAGGGGUUGGCUUUACUAUAUAAUGUCAUAACAUGUACCACUCCAGGACAAAUUUAGCAAUGUAAGCUACGCAGAUUAAACACAGAUUCUCAGAAAUUUGCAAUCUUACUAUGAUGCCAAAGAUGGGAAACAGUCUCUGUUUUUAUGUGGGAGUAUUAAGACUUCUGAUGUAUGGCCAGUAUUAAGACUUGGCCAGUAUUAGAUUCACUAAUCUUAAAGGAAAACUUUGAGAUGCAUGCUUUCCUUCACAGUGCUAACCUACUUCAGAUUAAUUGUAGUCAUGAUGUGUAGAACUUAAGUUCAGAUGUAAAGAUUGAUCUUUUCUCUUGCUCUGGACAUUUUGUCCCCAAGGGAGGACAGGCAUAUCUUAUUGUUAAUGAUUUCAAGAAGUUCUGAUAUAGCAAAAGUGCUCCAUACAUGUAAUCUGACAUGAAACCUGCCAGAGACUGCUCUGUUUAUCAUGUACAAUACAAAGAUAUCAAAGAUGUUAAACUAGACCAAAGAGAAAAAGCAAAAUUACUCAGAUGCUGCUUUUCCUGAAUUCUAAUCCAACAUUGCAUUUGAAGUUGUAUGGUGAAUGUGUAACUUGUUAACAGUCAAAUUUUAAAAAUCUUACUUUUAUAUGUACAUGUAUUUGUGAUAAAGUUGUAAGGGCUAGAAACUUUGUACCAUCUGUACUGAAGAAUAGGGACUACUGAGGUAUAGGAACAAUGUUUCUGAGGUGACACAGAAGCAAACUGAGAGCACUUGACUGGAAGAUGUGUCAGAAAACUGACACAGAAAGAUGUGAGUAAAUGGCAAGAAAAAAUAAAAAGUACAGGUUUUUCAAAUGGUA